AUGGAAACUGCAGAGCCUGUUUCAUACGAAUUCCCCGGCCAUGCUGUCGGCGCUGUGGCUCCUCGUCGGGUCAUCAACUCCAACCUGGGCCACAACUUUUUCUAUCCUAAUCCGACUGCUUCAUUCCCACUGCCGUUUCAGUCGUCAUCAUCUUCUGGUCCUUAUAACUUUGGACAUGCCCUCAAUCACCACCAUCAUCACCAAGCGCAACCGCAGCCACCACCACAGCAACAUCAGCAGCACCAUCACCAUCACCAGCAGGCUCAGCCUCACCAUCACCAACAUCCUCAGCAUCCUGGCUCCUAUCAGCAUUUCUUCGUCUCUGGUCAACCUCAGCUCAACUCUCAGCCAGUGCGUCUGUCUUCGGAACCACCACCGCUGCAAUCAAUUCCCGAUAUUCGACCGGCGAAGAAUGCUGUCAACCGAGUUCCCAGAGAUCCGCUGGCAAAGAUCGACCAGGGCUCCGGAACCCAACCGUCUGUGCAGCAUUUGACUAACGGAGCCCCUGCACGGGGCAAGAGUCCAACAGCUGCCGAGGUCGAUUUCUCCACCGAGGUGGAUGUUCUGAUGAAAGCCAUCCAAGCCAAGGUGACCUCGCCGCAGAGUCAAGCCGCAACGAUCCCGUCCUUGCCAUCUCUUCAGCAAUUGACGACCCAUCCGAGCAGUAAUGCUUUCCCUCCGGCCUAUUCCAUGGGACCGUCUACUAGCCCUCGCUGUGCCUUAGUGGUUGAUGAGCCUCCAUCCCAGUCUAGGAAGAAGCGCAAGUAUACAUGUACCCUUCCGCAUUGCGGGAAGAGCUUUGCCCAAAAGACUCACUUGGACAUUCAUACUCGGGCACAUACGGGUGAUAAGCCCUUUAUUUGCAAGGAGCCAUCAUGUGGGCAGCGCUUUUCACAGCUAGGCAAUCUUAAGACCCAUCAACGACGCCAUACUGGAGAGAAGCCGUUUUCGUGUGAUAUCUGCCAGAAGAGAUUCGCCCAACGGGGCAAUGUCCGCGCUCACAAGAUCACUCAUCAACACGCCAAACCGUUCACCUGUCUGUUAGAUGAUUGUGGGAAACAAUUUACUCAGCUGGGUAAUCUCAAGUCCCACCAAAACAAAUUCCACUCCUCGACUCUCCGAAACCUAACUUUGAGAUUCUCCCAAAUGACCGAAGCAGAUCUCAUGAACACCAAAGACCGAGAACUGCUAGAGUACUUCGCCACACUCUACAAGAACAGCAACAAAGGCAUCAAGGGUCGAGGAAAAGAUCGGCGGAUUUCCCCAUCCACCAAGUCCGGCCCUGGACGACGUUUUCAAUCCCUAGGGAGUGACGAUGAUAAGAUACGACGGGGAAGCUACGAGGACUCGUCGACGUAUACCGGCGUUUCCAGUGAUGAUGAGGAUGCGGAGAACUACAAUUACUGGACCAGACGAGCUCACUAA
Aspergillus wentii DTO 134E9 is the source of this 1425-nucleotide messenger RNA. RefSeq lists its product as uncharacterized. Gene Ontology annotation, cellular component: nucleus. Lineage: Eukaryota; Fungi; Ascomycota; Eurotiomycetes; Eurotiales; Aspergillaceae. Gene Ontology annotation, molecular function: RNA polymerase II cis-regulatory region sequence-specific DNA binding; DNA-binding transcription factor activity, RNA polymerase II-specific. The transcript is spliced from 4 exons. The coding region runs from base 1 to 1425 and encodes 474 amino acids. Gene Ontology annotation, biological process: regulation of transcription by RNA polymerase II. The record is from RefSeq and is a predicted model, not a curated record.